Molecule: messenger RNA, 3562 nt
Organism: Syzygium oleosum
Lineage: Eukaryota; Viridiplantae; Streptophyta; Magnoliopsida; Myrtales; Myrtaceae
Product: auxilin-related protein 2-like
Exons: 8
Coding region: 256-3090 (944 amino acids)
Biological process (GO): clathrin coat disassembly; clathrin-dependent endocytosis
Cellular component (GO): vesicle; intracellular membrane-bounded organelle; cytoplasm
Molecular function (GO): clathrin binding
Source: RefSeq, a predicted model, not a curated record
CUCUCCUCUCUCCCUCUCCCGCCCUCCUUCAUCACCACCACCAUCAUCAUCAUCAUCAGAUCUCAGUUUUUCGCUCGAAGCUCUUCCCUACUCCGCAGAUCACCCGACGAACCCUCCUCCGUUCCUGUCGAUCCCACCCACCCUCUCGAUCUCCCCCCCCCCCCUUCGUCGGGAGAUCCUCCCCCGGUCGAUCGAUCGACCCGACCCGACCCAUCAAUCCAAGGCCCGCCGCCCCACCGACCCACCCGGCCGGCAAUGAACGACUUCGACGGCCUCCUGACCGCCGAUUUCGGCUUCAAGCCCCAGGGCAAAUCGGCCCCGAUGAAACCCUCCUCCGCCUCCGCCGCCUCCUUCGACUUCGAUCUCGGAUCCCGAUCCGGCCGCGCCCCCAAUUCCGAUCACGCCUUCGGCUUCGAGCCGAAGGCGAGGUCCCAAACCCUAGACGACUUCGGGGACAUCUUCGGCGACAAUGCGAGGGGCGCGGGCAAAUCGGAGAGCCGCGGCGGUGGCGGUUCGGGUUUCGAUUUCGAUUCGAUGUACAAUUCGAGCGCCAAAUCGCCGGGUUCGCCGGUGUAUGAUAAGCCGCCGGUCUACGACGACGAUAUAUUUGAAGGUGUUCCGGGCUUGAAGAGCUCUACCGGGGUUAAAUUUGAGGAUGUCUUCAAGUCCAUUUCUGAUUCUCCUCCGCGGAGGAAAGGGAACGAAAGUAGUGCGUUUGACGAUCUUUUGGGCGGAUUUGGAAAGAAGGAAGGUGAGUCAAAGAGUAAGGUGUAUGACAGGAGUGUCCCAGCUUUUGAUAAUGAUUUAAUUCCUGGGUUUGGAGGAAGCGGUCCUCCUGCUAAGAACAGGCCAAUACCAGAGCCUACUUGGCCUUCUGAGCCAACACAUCACACGAGUAAAAUGACAGAAGAUCCAUUUGCGUCAUUAGGAUCAACCUCACCCCAUGUGACCUCAUCUUCAGGCCUUUCCACUGACCCGUUGGAAGAAUUUAGUAAGCUCGGUAAAUCCGAGAGCAUGAAAACUGAUGCUCCAUCUGUAUCCAGUGGGGGAGUAUACGAUGACAUGGAUCCAUUUGAUAGCUUGGGAAAAUCUGUGCCGUCAUUUUCAUCUGAAAGAACCAAUAGCAGCAAGGAUAGAAGUCAUCUGAGGAGAGAGCGCAGCUCUAAGGGGAGUCCAGAUAACUAUGAGGAAGAGUCUUUGCCUGUUGAUAAUGAUCUUAAAUCUGAUCAAGCUUUUUUCGAUAUUCCUCCUGCUUCUCAAGGUACUAACAUGUCUGCUGGUCAAACUGCUUCUGGUCCUUCCUAUGCGCAGGCCAAUCCCAAUGAUGCCAGUAGUCCAGUAGACAUGUCCCCAAGAUAUGAGGAAAAUGUCUCAUCCUCAGAUGAGUUAUGGCUCACAGUAUCAGAAAUUCCUCUUUUUACACAACCUACAAGUGUGCCCCCGCCGUCUAGACCUCCUCCUCCAAGGCCAGCACGAGUCUCGAGAGCAGGAAGUAGCUCUUUCGGAUCUGCAAAUGCGAAGAAAAUUGUUAAUGAGUUUUCUUCAUUCCCAAAUUCCACUCAAAAUUUUGAGGAUCCUAAGUCAUUCCCUCCUGCUUAUGGGAGUUCAGUUUCAUCUCCAAUCGAUGAAUUAGAAGAUUUUGCAAUGGGCGGGAGUAGAAAUAAUGUUGAUGAUCAUUCUAACGGCUUUUCUAGUGAGGAAAUGGGUAUGAACUCUGAUGCUGCUGCAUCUGCAGCAGCCAUGAAAGAAGCCAUGGAGAGGGCCGAGGCCAAGUUUAGGCAUGCAAAGGAGGUAAGGGAAAGAGAGAGUAGUAAGACUGCUAGAAGUAGAGACACCGUGCAUCUUGAGAAGGACGAGGAUUUUCUGGAUGCUCAUGAGAGAGCUCUCCGGGAAAAGCAAGAGAAGUUAGAUCGCGAGAGGCUGCAGAGGGAGAAGGAAGAGGAAGAGAGAGAGCGAAGGAGACUUGAGAAAGAGAGAGAAAGAGAAGAAAAAGAGAGGGAACAAAGGAGACUUGAAAAGGAAAGGGAGAGAAGAGAGAUUGAGAGGGAAAGGGCCAGACAAGCCGUGGAAAGGGCUACUAGGGAGGCACGUGAGAGAGCAGCUGUUGAUGCACGUGACAGAGCAGCUGUGGAGGCUCGCCUGAAAGCUGAAAGGGCAGCAGUGCUGAGAGCACAAGCGGAAGCCCGUGAAAGAGCAGCUGCAGAUGCGAGGGAAAGAGCUGAGAAGGCUGCAGCAGAAGCAAGGGAUAGGGAAGCACGGGGAAGGGCUACUGAAGCACGAAUGAAAGCAGAACGAGCUGCUGUGGAGAGAGCUGCUGCAGAGGCUCGAGAAAGGGCUGCUGUAGAGGCUCGAGAGAGGGCUGCUGCAGAGGCUCGAGAAAAGGCAGCUAAAGCCAACCAACAAAAGAAUGAUAAUGAUCUUGAAUCCUUUUUCAGCAUGGGUCGAGCAAGCAGUGCUCCGCGGCCCAGGGCCAAUUCUGCAGAUCCUUUCUUUGAAACACAGUCACAAAGCAGAAAGGGGCCUGAUGUGGCCAAGACAUCUGAAUCUACUUCAUCAAGCAUGAGAAAAGCCUCAUCAACUACAAAUAUUGUCGACGAUCUUUCUUCAAUUUUUGGAGGAGGAGUAGCAUCAUCUGGGGAGUUCCAGGAAGUUGAAGGAGAAACUGAAGAAAGACGUAGAGCUCGGUUGGAGCGCCAACAGAGGGCACAAGAACGAGCGGUAAAAGCUCUGGCUGAGAAGAACCAGCGGGAUCUUCAAGUUCAAAGGGAGCAGGCCGAGAGACAUAGAAUUGCCGAAACAUUGGAUGUGGAGAUUAAGCGUUGGGCUGCUGGCAAAGAGGGGAACCUACGGGCUCUGCUUUCAACUUUGCAAUAUGUGCUCUGGCCUGAAUGUGGUUGGCAGCCUGUGUCUUUGACAGAUUUGAUAACUGGUGCAGCAGUGAAGAAGGUAUACAGGAAAGCAACCUUGUGCAUUCAUCCUGAUAAAGUGCAGCAGAAAGGUGCCAAUCUUCAGCAGAAAUAUGUUGCUGAAAAAGUGUUUGACCUCCUUAAGGAAGCUUGGAACAAAUUCAAUUCUGAGGAGCUCUUUUGAAUUCCUGGAGUCAUCUUGCCUCUUCAACGCUGCCUUUUCGGCAAUCAUGUCAUAUUUUUGGUGGAAGCUAGUCUGCUCCUUACAGAAGAAGGAUAGCACGUCUUCUUGAUGAAAUGUACUGUGCACAUGUGCAGACAAAGCAUAGAUGCACACAAUCCAGUUGAUUUCUCCCAAGAGUUGCAGAACAUCGUCGCUCGCCACAAUUGAGUCUCUCUCGAGGUAAAAGAAGUUGAAGGCUAUUGUGUUAUCGGUUGGAAUGUUGUGCAUUUGUAGAAUAGCAUGUGUUGAUUCCAUUUAUGGAAAACUCUUACUAGAUCCGCUUCUCGUUGAGAAUGAGAAGACUGUCUUCGUUUUGGUGAUUUUUUCCCUCUUGGGUUGUGAUAUAGCUCCAUUUAUUGAGUGUAUAACCUCAUCUGUAUUGACCUGUAUGAUUGUUCAGCAUAUCUCUAUAUAGAAGAAAUGUCUUUAUUUA